AUGGACACGAUGCGGGGCGCGCUGGAGCGGGCCAAGAUGCUGGUGGGCAUGGAGGUCGACGAGGAGUCGGCGCUGCCGCCGCCCGAGGAGCAGUCCUUCUUCGACGACAUCAAUCGCCACUGCACCCUCAACACCACCCAGGCAAGCACGGAUCCCUCAGCCCACCCUUUGUCUCCGCGCAGAUCUGGCGGCGGAUCUCGCUUUGCGGCUCUUUUCCUGCUCCGGUAUCGGCACCGGAACUUCGGAGCAAGUCGCGCUGCCGGACUGACGUGCACCUUCUUGUCAAUGCUUGUCUUCUUCAAUCCAGUGAAAUUUGGGGUAACAUUCACCCUUGGCAAUUUGAUGGCCCUUGGAAGUACAGCAUUUCUCAUAGGCCCCAAAAGACAGUUUGAUAUGAUGCUUGAUUCUGUGCGAAUAUAUGCCACUGCGAUAUACAUUGCAAGCAUCAUAAUUGCUCUAUUCUGUGCUCUCUAUGUUCACAGCAAGCUGUUGACUCUACUGGCCAUCAUUUUGGAAUUUGGUGCCCUUGUUUGGUACAGUCUUAGCUACAUACCUUUCGCAAGAGAAGUUACCAUUGUGGAGAAGCCCUCUAAGAACACCUGCCACACCUCAGGCUCUACUUCAUCGACUUUAUCUGGACCUUAUGUUUAUGCAGAUCUCGUGGACAGCCUGCUUCAUGAAAUCAUUGUUCUCAUCAACUCAUUCCAGGACUUCCUUGCUUUUAGUGGCACCUGCCACUCUUGGCGUGCAGCAGUCUCUUCCUUCCCCUCUGUGUAUGCUUUCAACUUCCCACCUCUCCACCUUGAACCAGAUGAUCCUUAUGUCCCUCCAUAUAUUAGAGGUAUCAAACCCCUCUGUUUGUCUAAUUGCAAAUGGCAGCUCAGUGACCUUACCAAGAAAAACCUAUCCCUUAAAUGUUCAGCGCCUCAAAACACUCCAAAUGAAAUGCACUAUCUGGGCUGCUCACAUGGGUAUCUUAUCUUUACAUGUGAGGAGCACUGCCUCCUCGUUGAUGCAUACACUGGUGCCAAGGUGAAAGCACCCGAAUUACCAUGCAACAACAAUCUUGGUUACUCUUCUGGCAUUGGCGUCCUUACGGCCCCAUUCAGUUCACCCAACUCGCGCCUCCUCCUUUUCUCUAGGGCCUCCAUGUUUGAGUGGCAGGUUGGAACAAACGCCUGGUCAGAGCAUCCUCUUCAUCUUGACCAUGAACGCAUCUAUCAGGUUGUGUUCUUCAAGUGCCUGCCUCUUACCCCAUGGUUGGUGGUCUGUGGUGACAUGCUUCUCAUGGUUAAGCUCGCAAUUAAUCGUAGUUCUCUUCCCUCACUUAGCAGCCACAUUAGAUUUUUUGAGGUCUUUCGCCUUGACUUCUCAGUGAAGCCAGCCAAGUUGGUACAGAUGGAGAAGCUGGAAAACCAUGCGCUGUUUCUUAGCCUGGAUAGGAGGAACCCUGCAUUUUCUUGGGUUAACCCCGAGAGAUGGGGAGGGAAGAGUAACUGCGUUUACGUUGCCAGGCUAUUUGAUGAUGCUGAUCCUGAAGAGGCUUGGACGGCGCUGGAGGUUGGUCAGUCAGUGCCGCACGGCCACAUAGUUGACUCCAUGAUGUAUGGUAUUGAUUUCUCACCGGACUACAGUCAAAUAGGCAGCCUCUGGUUGUUCCCCAGUCUGGUUUAUGGCGCUAGCCAGUGA
Miscanthus lutarioriparius is the source of this 1689-nucleotide messenger RNA. The record is from the annotation of a GenBank genome assembly. Lineage: Eukaryota; Viridiplantae; Streptophyta; Magnoliopsida; Poales; Poaceae.